AUGGCAGACGCACCUUCGGCAGCCAGGUACUAUGGCUGUGGUCUGGUGGUCCCUGAUUGUCUGGAGGGCUGCAGGGUGCUUGAUCUUGGAUGUGGGAGCGGACGGGACUGCUACAUGCUCAGCCAGCUUGUAGGAGAGAAGGGACAUGUCACAGGUAUCGACAUGACUGAAGAUCAGCUUGAGGUGGCUAGGAAAUACAUCGACUACCACAUGCAAAGAUUUGGCUAUAAAAAGCCAAAUGUGAAUUUUGUUCAAGGCUACAUUGAGGCCCUGGCAGAAGCAGGUCUGGUGGAGAAAUCAUAUGAUAUCAUCAUAUCAGACUGUGUGGUGAACCUGUCACCAGGUAAAACCAGUGUCCUGAGAGAGGCUUACCGUGUACUGAAGGAUGGAGGGGAAUUGUACUUUAGUGAUGUUUAUAGUGAUGCUAGAAUCCCUGAAGACCUCAAGGCCAACAAAGUGUUAUGGGGUGAGUGCCUCACUGGAGCAUUGUGGUGGAAAGACCUGAUACAACUGGCUGAAGAGGUUGGGUUCUGUAAACCCAGACUGGUUACUGCAAGUAUCAUCACUGUGGGCAACAAGGAACUAGAGAAACUGCUUGGUGACUACAAAUUUGUGUCAGCCACAUACCGGCUCUUCAAGUUACCAAAAGGUUCAGAGAAGAAGUCCUGUCUGGUCAUGUACAAUGGAGAAAUUACAGGUGCGGAGGAAAGCUUCGCGUUUGAUGCCCAGUAUACCUUUAAGGUAGAUACAGAGAUGGAGGUGGAUGGUGUUGUGGCCAGCAUCUUGAACAACUCCAGAUUUUCUGAAGAAUUCACAUUUCAGCGUCAGGGGUUGAACACCUCCGGCUCUGGAGGAUGCUGGGCCAAACCCAAGGCAGUGUCAGUGAAUCCCUUUGUGCUGGUCCAGCAGUUGGGCAGUGCAAGUGUAACUCCUUCCACUUGGGGGUGCUGUGGAGACCAGCAAUCACUGCUGCCAGUGACUCCCACCCAGCAAAUGUAACAGUACUGUUUGAUUUUUACUUGAAAAGAACACAUUAUUUGUUGUUAAUUGUGACUGUGAUUGUGUAAAAAUUUAAUAGUACCAUAUAUACUAUACUAUAGUAUUACUUAUAAUUUGUGAAAGGUAACACAAGGAAAAACAAUAAGAAAAAAGAUGUUUUAAUUAAAUCUUUAAUCAUACUGCAGAUAAAUGUAUAGCAUUGACCAGUACCUCACACAGGUCUAUAUAGUUGCAUAAUCCAAAGUGUUCACCUGUCAGGUUUAAUCUUUAUUGUGAUCUUUAUUGUAUUGCCAAACAUAAGCAAACUGAAAACACAUGUUUUAUUGAACUUUUGUAAUCAAAUCACUUUUUCCGUUGCUGUAAUAAAAAUACGUUUGAGCUGACUG
Sinocyclocheilus grahami is the source of this 1385-nucleotide messenger RNA. RefSeq names its product arsenite methyltransferase-like. The record is from RefSeq and is a predicted model, not a curated record. Gene Ontology annotation, molecular function: arsenite methyltransferase activity. Gene Ontology annotation, biological process: arsonoacetate metabolic process; toxin metabolic process. Gene Ontology annotation, cellular component: cytosol. The transcript has 9 exons. Bases 1 to 999 code for a protein of 332 amino acids. Lineage: Eukaryota; Metazoa; Chordata; Actinopteri; Cypriniformes; Cyprinidae.